This is a messenger RNA of Petromyzon marinus (sea lamprey), 8976 nucleotides long. RefSeq lists its product as uncharacterized. The record is from RefSeq and is a predicted model, not a curated record. Lineage: Eukaryota; Metazoa; Chordata; Hyperoartia; Petromyzontiformes; Petromyzontidae. Gene Ontology annotation, molecular function: ubiquitin-protein transferase activity; zinc ion binding. Gene Ontology annotation, biological process: protein ubiquitination.
CUAAAGGUUGCAGGAAGUUGCGCGCUUGCUGAGCUCUCGAAAGCCGGAUACCCGCGGCGCGACUCGCACGGAAGGAAUCAUGAGGCGCUGACACCACCUCGUCCGCAAUGCUGUUGCUGCUGUUGUUAUUGUUGUGGCCGCGUUAAUCGCGACGCGUAGAGACGCUGCGUGGACGAGGGGAGACAGCGGGCGGUGCUGGCAGCAGUGCCGCCCGCCUGUCCGCCUCGAGAGCACACGGAUUCAUUAUCGAGGGGUAAUCGAGCGGCGGUCAGCAGCUGUUUGGCAGUCACGGCACGAGUUCACGCCGAGUCAUCCGCAGUCGCAAGCCGCGGCCUGAGCAAAGUUUGAACACUUGGACUCAGAGCUCCUUUCACAUCAUCAUCACCAUCCACCUCCUCCAUCACCCUCCUCCACAACUCGCUCGCCCGCCCGCUCGCUUCCUCCUCCGCCAUCGCUCGGGGAAGCCAUGGCAGGGCGCCACGCCUCCGGCAAGACGCGGGAUGACGAGGAGGUUGACGAGGACGAGGGUGAGGAUGAAGGCGACGACGAGGAGGAGAGGAGAGGAAGGCUGCGUCGCUGCGUCAUCUCCACCAUCGCCAGCGAGGCCGGCGUGUGGAGGAAGACGGCGGGGGGAGAGCUGACGGGACCCGAUGAUGGGCGUGAUGAGGAGGAGGAUGAUGGUAACGAUGUUGAUUAUGUGAGCUCUGGCCGCGAUCACUCCGCCACCACCGAAGUCAAACUGCGACGCGGUAACGUGGCAGCCGCGGCGCGGCUCCAGGAGGAAAUGGCCAACUCCUGUCCGCCCGUACGCGAUGUGGUGAGCGGCGACGUGGUGAGCGGCGAUGUGGUGAGCGGCGAUGUGGUGAGCGGCGACGUGGUGAGCCGCGUUGAGCCGCACGCAGCCGCCCACCUCUCCGCGCUCAGCCUGGAGACCGGCUACGACUCUGCGAGCUCCAUGGGCGACCUGCACCACCUCGGGGAGUCUCCUGGCGAGAUGAAGAACGCGAGGGAGGACGCGGCGGGUAGACGGAAAGAGCCGGGAGAAGUCAUCGCCUCAGCCGGCCACGGGCACGAGGUGGAGCUGGUGUACAGCGACAGCGAUGAUGAUGAUGGUGGUGAUGGUGGUGGUGGUGAUGGUGGUGGUGGUGGAGAGUGCGAGUGGUCUGCGCACGGCUGGGAGAGCGCCCCGCACCACCUCCCCGCGCCGCUGGUGUUCGCGCCCUGCCGCGUGUGUCUCCUGCCCGCCGUGUGCGACCCCCUGGGCUGCUGCGCCGAGCCCGUGUGCGGGGAGUGCAUGCGGGCCUACUGCACCAGCCAGGUGCAGCUGAGCCGCGCGCGCGUGCGCUGCCCGACCCCCGAGUGCCCCGGCGCGCUGAGCGAGCGUGUGGUGCUCACGCACCUGGGCGCCGAGCAGGCCGCGCGCUUCUGCUACCUGCUUGCGCUGAGCCGCGCCGGCUCGCGCACCAGGCCCUGCCCGGGCUGCGGCCACCUCCUCACGCCGGGGGGAGGGGGGCCAGCCACCGCCGCCCGCGCCGGCGACGGGACCUCCUCCGACGUGGGCGACGCGGUGGAGGGGGGCUCCCUGCCGGCCCCCCAUGGCAAGUUGGUCAAGCGCGGCAGCAGGAAGCGCAAGGAGCGGCCCCCCAGCAAGGUGCAGUGCCCCAAGUGCCACGUGCUGUGGUGCUUCGCGUGCCACGCGCCCUGGCACGAGGGUGUCAGCUGCAAGGAUUACCGUGGAGGGGACAAGCUGCUGCAGCGCUGGGCCGGGCAAGUGAAUGUGCAGGGGCAGCGCAACGCGCAGAAGUGCCCUCGCUGCAAGGUUCACAUCCAGAAGACGGAAGGCUGCAACCACAUGAUCUGCUCGCAGUGUGAGACCAACUUCUGCUACCGCUGCGGCGAGCGCUACCGGGAGCUGCGCUUCUUUGGCGACCACAACACCAAGCACAGCGUCUUCGGUUGCCGCUUCAUCUACUACCCCGAGCGGCCCAACCUGCGGCGCCUCGUCCGCGGCGCGCUCUGUGGUGCCAAACUCUGUGCCACCCCCCUGCUGCUGGUCGCCAUUGUCAUAUUCGGAAUCCUCGCGCUGCUCGUCGGGAUCUUCGCGGGUCCUAUCUACCUGCUCUGCAAGUCUCGGCGCCAAACGCCCGUGGAGAUGUACGUGUGACAUCUGCAGGCCCGAAUGCGGCACCACCACCCCUCCUACCCCCCUUUACACUCAGUCCUGCACCACUGCACCAUCACAUCCAAGGAUCGGUAUACUGGAUGUGGUGUUGUCGGGUGCAGAAACGUUUUCCGAGUCGCUGGUAGACUCGGUGUAGAUGGUAGGUGACUUCGUAAAAGCCACAGCCAGAAUAGCCAGACGUAUACUAGAUGUGGUGUGCUGAGUACAGAAAUGCUUUGUGGAUUGGACCCAGCUGGAAUUGUGCCCCGCAUAGCAGGGCACAGCACCAAUCAUCAUCAUCAUCACCCUCAUCAUCUUCACCCAGGAUCAUCAUUACCAUCAUCACUGUAAUCAUCCAAUCAUCAUCAAAACCAUCACAAUUUACAUUCGUAUCAUCUUCACAUAUCAUCACUAUCAUCUAUACCCAUCAUUAUCAUACCGACUCAUCAAUAUCAUGAGCAGCAUCACUGUAUGGUGCUGUAUCAACAGCGCUGGUGGUAUAAAUGGACUGCCCUCAUCAUGGAAACGUAGAAUCUCCACCACUUGCUCGUGGACCCGAGUGGAGAUGAGGGUAGAGGGUCGCUUUGACCAUGUGCACACUAUUGAAGGGCAGCAGAUGGAAGCCCAUCAAUGAAUUGAAUCUAUCUGUGCGGAGCCUCGUGAGCCAACUGUACGCGCGGCGCUGAGUGCUCUCUGGGGUUCUUCCACGCCAAACUCUCAUCACUCAAGGGAUCACGGCCAAACCUCCCCACGUAGCAGCACCCUCCUGAACAACAAGCCCUGAGACUCGUUGAGGCUCCAGGUAAGUAGCUAAACAAACCGCACCGGUUGCAGCGUUAUCAUUAACAUCGGUAAAGUUGUUUUUUAUCACUCUGUGAGGGUGGGGUGGGGGGCAUUGUGGGGGGCUCAGGAAGAUGCCCUUGGCACCGGAAGAAGUAACCUCUUCCUGUGGAGCCCAGGAGCAGCCACGCGGGCAGCAAGCAGCAAAAGGGCCUUGGAAACAGAAACACUUUAAAGGGCUCUCUGAUAUCACCGCCACCACCACCAUCAUCAUCCUUGAUCAGUCCCCUGUUGCUGCUACUGCCGGAUGAAGGACUCCUUCCCAAAACACCGCCGCCACCGCCUCUCGCGUUGACGACCCUGCGGUGAAAAAGAGCCUCGACUCUUCCCCCGCCGACCGCUCCGCCGUCACGAUUCACGACCACCCGUCGCGCCGAGGUCGCGGUGCCGCCGUUAUCGGUGAGCGUGCGAAGGCGCGGUAUCCAGGAGGAGCGAGCUGCUACCAGCCAACCGCCGUGCUUGCCUCGAGCCCUGCCAACAGGAGCUCCAGUCUCCUCUUGCACUUGACUUUGGAGUAAACACUGGUACAGAUGAGAAGUCCGCAGCACUGGAGAGUUCCUUUUGAACUUCGGGCCUCGAUUAUAGCUCUUGUAUUGUGUUUUUUUAUUAUUACUGGAAGAGGAGGUGGUGGUAGUGAUGGGUGGGACACGUGGUUGGUUGUGUGCAAGGUGGCAGAAAUGGGGCAGAUAAUCAAGAGGGGCAUUGCAGUGUAACCCAGAGUUCAGUGACCAAGGGGAAGAGAAGACAUAAGACCCGUGGACGAUGAUGACGAUGAUGAUGCCGUGGGAUCUGGCAGAAGGGAAGGAGCAAUGGCGAGGGUGUGCUUGAUAAUCACUCGUUACCGUGACGAACGUGACUGUGCCUUGACCCCCUGUGUUUGACCCACAACGCUGCGUGGGAUAAUCACUGUCGUUGCCGUGACGAACGUGACUGUGCCUUGACCCCCUGUGUUUGACCCGCAACGCUGCGUGGGAUAAUCACUGUCGUUGCCGUGACGAACGUGACUGUGCCUUGACCCCCUGUGUUUGACCCGCAACGCUGCGUGGGAUAAUCACUGUUGUUACCGUGACGAACGUGACUGUGCCUUGACCCCCUGUGUUUGACCCGCAACGCUGCGUGGGAUAAUCACUGUUGUUACCGUGACGAACGUGACUGUGCCUUGACCCCCUGUGUUUGACCCGCAACGCUGCGUGGGAUAAUCACUGUCGUUGCCGUGACGAACGUGACUGUGCCUUGACCCCCCUGUGUUUGACCCGCAACGCUGUGUGGGAUUGGGUGGCCGUGGUUCUAACGUGGGGGGUGUCACAAUUCAUCGUCGUGGUGAUGUCCAGAAGGGGCGGGUCAACCAGUUACAACAACAAACUGCAAAAAAACGAUAGGUGUACAAAAUAGAGAAAAGCUAAGCAAAUCACGAUAAAUGGAAAUAUAGUAUAUAAACUUGGCAGACGAUCAUUCACCUCCAUCCACCAUCUGUCCCCACACGUCCCAUCGGCCACAGCGGCCACGUAAGCCACACGAGUGCACGAUCAGCGUCUCAUUAGCAGGGAACAGGCUUUGCCAGUAAACAAUCGCUCAAACAGCAAUUGGAUCAGUCAUGCCAAGGCAGCUACGGUUUAAUAAUUGUUUAGUUCAGUUUUUGGUUUGUGCAAUUACCAUUUAAACAAAUCAUCAACAUUCUAAUUCCAACACCCACGAUGUCUAUCUGACUGCGUGUGUGCGUAUGAAUUGAUCGUGCGUGAUCGACGCAUGUGUUGGUUACACGAGGGUUGGUGGAUCACAUGUUGUGUGAUCCACCACCUCCCUUCCCGUGGGCUUUGAGGAGGAAGCCAUAACCGUGGCUCGUCACAAGAAGGCAGUACAGCAAAGUGUGGGCUAAUCUCCACCUGUUCCAUCGGUACGAGAUAGUAUGUCCCCCUCGCUCGCACGUGUGGGUUUUCUAAGGUUGCUCCGUUAUCCCACGUGUAUGAAUUUUUAUUGGCCAAUACUACCUUCAUAUAUAGAGGACCGCAGAGCUUGGGCAGUUGUUGGUAUCGCCGGCUCGUCACAACCGUGUGGCUGCUGCUGCUGCCUCCCCGCUCCUCGUCCGUGGUUCCUCCUGGCGCCUCUGAGCCAUCCCCUCUCCUGAGUGGCGGUGGCAAAGCGGCGUCACAAGAUGACAUCGUUACUCUUCAGUGCUGCAUGCGAUGAAAGCGUGGCGAGCUGUAAGAAUCGAUUUUCACUGUGAUUAACCAAUACUUAUUGUAGCUGUGGAUGGUGGGGUUGGGAACAGGGAGGGUAGGGAGGUGGUAGGAGCAGGGGGGUGGGGGGGAUUUGCACUUGGAGAGCAGGGAUGAUUAAUCUCAAACCGGAAUAUUUAACUGGGUCGCUGGUAAAAACAAAACUCGAGCAGGUAGCACGUGACUUAGAAGCCAUAGCCAAUCGCUAGAAGUAUACUGGAUGCGGUGUGCCGGGUCCUCGAAUAUUGUCCCCGGUCGCUAGUGGACUGAAACAGGUGGCACGUGACUGUUACACGCCUCAGCCCGUAGCAAGAGGUAUGUUGAAUGUGGUGUGCCGUGCUCUACACGGACCCAACCUGGCAAGAAGUCUUGAGCUAAAGCGUUCUAACAGCCAGGCCUCGCGGCCCCUGCGACUCCGUGCUUCGCCUGUCCACGUUUACCAAACCUCUGCUCUCCAAUGUACAGUUCAGUGGCUGCGCGCUACACGUGCCUGAUGAUUGAGAAGCAACCCCCCACGCGACCUACAGAGAGUAUGCAUUCAUGUACCGUAGAAGCGCCCUCUACGGCCCAUGGGACGACAAAGUGUCGUGGCAAGUGCAGUCAGCGAGCACCUAUUAAGGCCGGAAUGACACUCGAGGGGAUGGUGUGGUGAGCACCACGCUCGCAUCCCUUUGUCUCCCUAAUGCUGAUGUUUACAGGUGUUCACACAUCGCCAUCGGGCAAUCAUUUAAGGCCAAGUCGACCUAGGGGAGCCCCUAAUGCGGUCAAUAUAUAACUCGCCACUGAUCUUAUCUGUGGCCGCCUCACCGGGUUCGUAACGUAGUGCGCCAACCGCUGUGCCACCGCUCCUCGUGUCACACGAGUCACGUGGGUGGGAUAGAUCUUGAAGGGAAUGUGAGCUCUUGGAGUUCACCAACCAUCUGUUGUGGGCAGCGUGUAACGACCUCAUAGAAUAUGUAACUGGACAAAAAGUUGGUAAACAUUGGGGGGAUGGGAAGGGGUUCGUGAGAGGGGAGGGCUGACGUUUGAGAAGACAGUUUCAGCAAGCAAACCUCAGCGGCUCGGUUUUAUAUCGCAUUGGUUAUAAGUGCAUUAUUAUUAUUGAUUAUAAUUGUUUGAGAUGUGUGAAUAGCACCGAUCUGUGCCUUUGGCAUCCAGCUAAUAGCACGUGCGGCAAGGCGCAGCGGGCAGUGGGGGCAGCACUGCCCUCGUGGCUGGGCAAAUCUCCCCUCGUGCCGUGACAGCUUAUCCCGUCUGGAAAGCCAAGCAGGGCUUGCCAGGUGUUGUAGACGCGGGGCUGAUGAGUGUUGUCCCCUCAUACAAGCAGCGUGGGUUGUCUCCGGCUUCUGCGGUUGCCGCCCACGCGAAGCCAAACGCUCACUAAUGGUAUUCGUGGCCAAGCAUCCCAAUUUUAGCAGUACCCUCUUGAAAGCGAGUCUGAGGUUUUCUUUAAUAAAUAAUUGACACUUAUUAUAAUGUGCGCUCACACACAUACACACCUGGCUAGCUUUAGUAGGCAAGGCUUGAGUGAGGAGGUCGCGUAAGGAGACGGCGCUAUCUCUCCAAAACGUUAGAUCCGGACUCGCGGUUCUACGCUGUGGCAAGUUCCCAUCUCAGCUCUAACACCCGCAUCUAGCCCUGGCUAGAGACUUACCCAAAGCUCUACCCCGAACCUUACCUCUCACACCCGGCUCGAGCCCAGCCCCGGCACCUGAACUCGCCCUAUCCGUAACCAUAGCUGUAACCAGUCUUAAAUUUAACGCUCGCCCAAAAUCUCUAUCCCUGACCAUAUAGCCAUCGCCCUACCCAUUGCCCUACCCAUAGCCCUGCAUCUCACGAUGGCUCUCAUUGUGACCCCGCUGUCCAGGUCUGUGUAUCCGUACUAGGGCUGGGUUCGAGUCACGACCCUGUAGCCUUACCUCACCUUGCGCAACAGUCCGCCUUGCACGUCAGAGCGCAAAUCAGCACCAGGCGGUGAAUGGCGUCCUGAUCCAGCGAUGUAUAAUGGCCCAUGUCACAUUGGGAAUCCAUACAGGAGCUCCUCAAUGUCACUGCGCAACACACCACCAUCAUGAAUGCACCAUUGAGCCUGGUUCCUACUUGGGUGUGAAUACCAGGUGUUUGGAGGCUUUGUCUCAAGGGCGAUCAGUACCGUACGGGAUUAUUUAACCAUCCAUGCGGGGUUUUGUGUGUCGCCCCUCCCAAGCGUGGUUUGUUUUCCCCGGGAAUUGUCACGAAGCCAAACUGCCACUACAUAGAACUGACCAAAUAUCUAAACGCAGGACCCCUCUGAAAGAGUUGAGACUCGCUGAGGCUUUGCUGGAUAACUAAUUACCAUUUUCAACUGCAAAACAAAUAUGUGGACUGUAUCCAUUAGCUAUAGGAUUGCCGAUAGGUGGUAGGGAGCGAGGACUAGGGCUUGGCCCCACUCAACCCCAUUCCCCGCCUCCAGCGGGGAUCCAACACGGCCCCACAGUGAAACCCCUCGGAGCUGCACUCGGCGAGGAGGCGCAGGGGCGCCGUUGGUAGAGCACGUGGUAGACUGAAGGCGAUCAGCUCAAGCCUCCCGUAAAUCACGUGACUUCUGAGUGGCCACCCACACUCUGAAUCACCCCCUCCUUUCUUGAAAAAAACCAAGCAGCUCCACCAGCUCGCUUCUGCCUGCUCCUCUCUCAUAAUUCACCGCCCCCUCUUCAUCCCACACAUCUCGGCCCGGUCAUCCCCCCUUCUUCCCUUCCUGCACCGCCGCUCCUCCCCCUCGCUCCCUGCUGCUCAUCUUGAGCCGUGCCCUCCCUCUCUCUGAUCGUGUUGGUGGCGACUUCAGUCCCGGCCUCCCUCCCCUCUCCCGCUCCUCUCCUACGCAUCCUCUCAUCGACUCUGCUCCCGUUGCCGCGGUGGUGAUUGUAGGCUUCAGGGUGCAAAGUUGUAUUGAGACAAUGUUUUAAAAGCCUAACGGGUGAGCCCGCGCUUUUGGCCGCCUGGGUUUCUGACGUGCCCUGCACCUCAUAGCAACAUUGCGCUGUUGUUUGCUCACAUUCGUUUUCUGCAUUUUAUUUUCUUUUGAAGUGAUUCAGCCUCUAAAUGAUUGAUGUUAGCCCCCCCACAACGAGCACGCGUCACUGCCGCGUCUUUGGAACUGCAGACACUGGCCGGACCGUUCUGUAAUGUUCCAAGUAAUUAUUUAUUUACCCAAGAAAGCCACGCUGAGUCUGAGCUACUUUUUUCGGGAGAGUCCUACAUUGGGCAGGUUUGGCCAAUAGCGGUUACUUUGCCAUUUUAGCUACGUGCGGAGGCAGAGUAACACGAAGGAAACCGAUGCGUAACACGGGGAGAGAACAUGCAAACUCCGCACAGCGAGGCGCCCGAGUCGAGAGUCGAACCCAUGGACCUCUUGCCGUGAGGCUCAAGCGUUGAUCGCACAGCGCCGCCACCGCUUCCCUCCCGUGUGGGCGUCUUCGUCGUGGAACACGAAGCGAGCUACGCGAGCGCGGGAGGGGGGGGGCGAGGAGUGAGCCGAGAGCCCCGACGCGUGGAGUCGCCUGGGUUCGAUGCCAGAGCCGGGCUCGGGGACACUGGCUGCCUCUGCUGCCAUUCUUCGGUGUCUGUAUGCGGUUUGCCUGCUAUGUUAUUAUUCGUAUCUGUGUUGUUUUUAGACUAAGUUUUGCACUAGAAAUCGCAAGGGCUGUAUGUGUAUAUUAAUAAUAAGCACCGCCAAGCAUUUUUUGCACUGAAUUAAAGAUCGGACUGGGGUGUAUAGUA